Bacillus rossius redtenbacheri is the source of this 4827-nucleotide messenger RNA. RefSeq names its product heat shock factor protein-like. The record is from RefSeq and is a predicted model, not a curated record. The coding region runs from base 157 to 1014 and encodes 285 amino acids. The transcript is spliced from 7 exons. Gene Ontology annotation, biological process: regulation of DNA-templated transcription. Gene Ontology annotation, molecular function: sequence-specific DNA binding; DNA-binding transcription factor activity. Lineage: Eukaryota; Metazoa; Arthropoda; Insecta; Phasmatodea; Bacillidae.
CGAAGGUUACAGAAGAAAAUUCGUGUGAAUGGUAGAAAUACCGAGAAGAUUCUCUUCGAUGUUCUAGAUUGUUCCAUUGCAUCUUGGAAUAUACUGGAAGUGAAGUGGAAUGCAAAUUUUUUGGAAAUCUUGAUACGAGAAAAAAAAACGUUAAGCAUGUGUUCUAGCGAAAGGGAAUCAGAUAUGACGGACCGGGUGCCGGCCUUCCUGCGCAAGCUGUGGAAGAUAGUGGAGAACCCGGAGACAGACAGCAUGAUUCGCUGGAGCAACGAGGGAAAAUCGUUCAUAGUGCUGGAUGCCUCAGAGUUUGUGAAGGUGAUGCCGUUAUGGUACAAGCAUGGCAACAUGGCCAGUUUCAUCCGGCAGCUCAACAUGUAUGGUUUCCGGAAGGUGGUGACCCUGGAUAAUGGAAUGACCUCCGGGAACACCAUGGAGUAUUCUCACCCUCAUUUCGUCAAGUCCUGUCCGAGCCUCAUCGAGAACAUCAGGAGACUGGUGAGGCCGAAGCGGGGCAGCGUGCCGGUGGGCCAGGUGCUGUCGCAGCUGCAGGAGGCGAGCAGCGCGCAGGAGAUGCUGUCCGCACAGCUGCAGCUGAUGCGCUCCAAGCACGUGCAGCUGGCCAGCGAGCUGGAAGCCCUGCGCAAGGUCGCGCUCGCCAGGAACCAGCCCGACUCGGCAGCUGGGGAGACGCUCAGCGGUGGAGCCGACCACUCGGCGGGGAGCCCCGCUGGCCCCACCCCGGUCGGCAGCACAGCCGGCGCGGAGCUGGGCGGGCUGCUGGCGAGGGAGGCGCGUGCGCGGCUGGACCUGGUGGAGCUGCAGCGCUCGUGGAUGGCGCGCGAGCACGCCCUGCGCGUGCGCGAGCUGGAGCUGUGCGUGGGCACGGAGAAGGCGCGGGCGGAGCGCGAGGCGGCCGAGUGGUCGCUGUGCAUGCGCAGCCGCGACCAGAAGCUGGCCAACCUGCGGCUGGGCAACGACAUCCUGCGCGAGGAGCUGCGCUUGCUGCACCACUGACUGCUACUCAGUCACUGAUGCCUGGAGACCUGCACAUACCCUUGUACACUCGGGAAAAUAACGCAAGUUCGUUGGCUGCCGACUUGUGAGUCGUCUCAGCUGGUUUGUCUGCGAUUCCAUCCUUCUUUGGUUGAGGGUUUAUAACUGGUUGAGAUCCGUCCAGGUGAACAGUAAACCAAUAGCAAAAUUAUCUAAGAGGUAUAUGUGUUUGAAUUCAAGCCUACUGCCGAAAGAAUCCGCGAAUUUUGCAAGUCUCUACUAAUGUAUAGAGACCUGAAAAAUUGCGGAUUCAUUUCAUGUCAUGCUACAAUUGAAAUAAUUAUACCUGAGUGCUGUUUCUGCCAUUGGUUAAAAGUUAAAUGAGGGCCAAUUAGAGACCCUCACUCAUAGAAGUGUCGAAUCACAGGCUGCCCAGUCGAGACGACUCACAAGUCAACAGCCAAUCAACAGUUGGCAUUUGCCCGAGUGUGUAGAGGAUAGUGGAGUCUAUCCAUGGAGGUCAUUGAACCCGCAAAUUUUUUCCAGUCUCUACUAAUAUAUACGUUAUACAUAAGUACCGUAUUUACUCGCAUAUAGGUCGCGGCAAUUUUACCAGAUUUGAUGGGAAAAAAAUGAAGUGUGACCGAUAUGUGAAGAAAAUUUUUUAAAAAUUUUUGAGGAAUUUUUUUUGCAAUAUUUUGCUUUAAAAUGCGAAAAAGAAGUUUAUAUAGGUAUAGGCAAAUUGAUUUACAAUGUACACAUACAGCGAAACCCCUUAUUUACGUUACCGUUAUUUACGUUUUCCCGUUAUUUGCACUAUAUUCUUCAGGUCCCGUUUGGUUCCCAUUUAGUCCAAUACAAUACUUUCACGCAAAUUACGACUUAAAAAUCGAAUUCAUCCCGCUAUUUACGUCACGUAACAACCAUAAACAACCAGAAAAUACCGUGGAUACUUUAAGAGUAGAUAAGAUUAGCUAGUAGGCCUAAAAACACUAAAAACAUAGUGAAAAACGUAACGUUUAUAGUCAGCAAUGAACAUUUUAAAUCGCAAAAUAUAUAUAUUUUAUAACAUGAAAAGUUGCUCUUAUUUCUAAACAUGUAAUAAUUUAAGCCUAGGCGUGUAAAAGUCCGAGUAAUUAUAGCAGGAGACAAUCUAAAAUGCACGAGGGAAAAACGUAAACUCACGAAUGUAUGAACGUGGCUGAUUGUUAAUUUCUGAUACUGUAUUUAUGUCAUAACUUAGCCGAAAUACUGGUACGAGACAAACUUCACAAGAUAAAAUGAGCGGAGUCUUGGUAACUGUUUUAUACAUAUUUUAUAAUUUCGGAAGUAUUGUACAGUUGACGCAUGUUUUUUAAACUAACAAUUUAUUUCUGGGGAUCGUAAUUAAUUAAUUAUUGGUAUCAAGACAUCAAGAUGGACGUAAACUUGAACAUGUCACGGCAGCGAGAAAACUGGUGCGUAUACCAGUAAACUGGUAUUAGAACUGGACAAAACCGGUACACGGGAGGUGGAGCUUAUAUUUUUUUCUGCUAAGCUCGUACCUAUUGGCUGGCUGCUGAUGCAACGGUCACGAGUCUGGGCGGAGCGUUGAGUGAGUUAUACUGCGCAUGCGCAGCUCAGUGAACAAAGAGAGCCAGCAGGCGCGCCGUAAGAGCAGCUGAUCGAGUACAAUGACCUUAAAUACCAAAUUCAAGACCUCAAAUUAUGGGUGCGACCUGUCUGCGAUGGCGACUUAUAUGCGAGUAAAUACGGUAUCUACUAUAUGAUGUCUGAAGCUGGAACUGGUUCCCGUUUGUGGAGCGUGGAGCCAAUUUACAACUGACCGCCCUAACAUCACUGUGCGAGUCACCAGAGUGAGCGAGUGAUUGCACUCGGUGUUGUUGACACACCUUCCAGGACGGUGUUACCAGUGCGAGGAGGUGGCAACCACCCGGCUGUGACUACGAGUGUGCGACCGAGUGGCAACGCAGCUGCCUCAAGUCCCAUCAUGCAUUUAUAGGACUGUCUCAGACUGAAGAGACUGUGUUCGUGUGAGUGAUGUCUCAGACUGAAAGAUUGUGUGAGUGUGAGUGAAAUAUUUAUUAGACGGGAAGAACUUAACUGAAGGAAAAGGAUUGAUAUUAAAUUAUCUUUACGGAUUAAGCAGGUGAUUGGUAUUUAUAGAGAUGCUAGAACAGGUCUCUCUUUGUGUCAGAUCUCAUUUCCAAAUAGUAUCUGCAUGAGUUAAUAUAUUAUUACAAACUAUUUUUAUAUGUUUUUUUUUUUUAAAUUUAAUUUUUGAUAGGGAUAAAUUUUAUAUAAAAAAAAUUAUACUAUUCUAUCAAUUUAAGUUUAUGCUUGACUACAAUUUACAAUUGCUUAUGGUUAUGAAUCUCAAUUGACUGUAGUUUUUGUAAAUAUGUUUUUCUGUGCUCAUUGUUCCAGUAUUUGUACUUUACAAGUUGUAUUAUGGCACCAUGAAUGAAAAAAGUUAAAUCCAUAAUCUUGCAAUUCUUAAAAUUCUAUAAAUAUUACUGUAAUAUUGUUUGUAAAGAUUACUUUCUCUAAACAUUUGUAAUUAAAGGUAGUAAAAUAAUGUGAAUAGAAGCAGCAGGGUGAAUAGAAAAAUCUUUUUUUCGUAGAAUUGUUACAUACAAAAAUCUUUAAUGAAAAUCUCUUACAUAAUGAUGUUAGAAAAUAGCUUAGGAAAAAAAAAUAGUUAAAGAAUCAAUUAUAUAAAAAAAAUUGGUUUGUCUGUAAAGUCGGUUUACGGACGAUAGUUUAACGUGACGUCAUAACAAAACAUUGAUGAAAUGAUUGAUCCAGAAGAAAAUGAAAUAUCCAAUUUGGCCUGAGACUGAGCCGUAGUAGGUUUUUGCAACCAAACCAUUUAGGCAUUAAAAAUAUGUUAUUCUUUGAGGAAGUUAUUUUUUUUUAAAUUUUUCUAUCUUUUGUAUGAUAAAAUCUACCUCUGCAUACUUUUAUGAAUAAAUAGAAUCAUUUUUAUUGAAUUAUCACUAUUUUGUAUGGAUACAAAGAAGGAGUGAAAUGAAAUCUACAAUUUAAUUGAUAAAUUUACUUUUAUUUGCAUUCAUUAAUUCAAAUAUGUUUAUUACUUUUGUAGUGUCGUGUGUGCCGUAUUUAUUUUUACAAGUACAAAAAUGAAGGUAUAGCGGCGGCGAUUCGAUCCGUCAAUCUUUGGAUUGGUAGUCAACGAUGCUAACCGCACGGCCACGAGGCCAUAUUGGUAGAGAGGGUGAAAAAUCGUAAAAACGAUAUAGCCGCGAAUUAAUGUGACUCGUUAAUUACUUGCGAUUAAAUGCGAAAAUCCCAUAUUCCUGCGAAUUGACACUAAAACGUCUCAUAAACACUUUGCCGGGCAAAACUAACAUUAAAAAUACAUUUUACGAUAAUUUUUCACGGAAAAUUUGACAUUUUAAAUGUUAGUUUUUCAUGUACAUGUAAUCAAACCCUAAUAUUUACUCUAAAAACAAACCACGCCACCAUGUUGCCAAAGAAUUGCUGCCAACACUUUUUUCGGCAUUGUCAACAACUUUACAAACAAUACGAGAGAAAUAAAAUAUGGCCGCGGUAUAUUCUCUCUAUGAAAUUAUUGAAGUUACUGCGUACGAGAUACGAGUAGUGUCGUUGAAUCUCGUAGGAAACGGUACUACGUGGUUCGAUAUAUCAAUUGACGAUUCUCGAUGUAUUUCCGUAGCGCCAUUUGCUACAGUACACAUGCGGUGUAGUAAACCUUUGCUUUGUUUUUACAGUUGGUUUUUACGCUGUUUGUAAACAAAGUGUAGUUUGUGCGGGGUUUUUUGAUAUAAAGUGCUCAAAUUUUACCAUUCA